AUGACAACCGACUGGGGAGCGGUGGAGGAGGAGCAGGCAGGGCUCUACCAGUGUUCCCGAUGUCGACGCCGCUAUCACCGUACGGAGCACCUGGCGCGCCACGUACGAUCUGUGCAUACCAAGCAGCGGCCAUAUACCUGCAGAACUUGUGGGAAGGCAUUUGGGAGGUUGGAUGUUUUGAAGAGACACGAAGCCAACACGCAUAGUGAUGAUGGGCCUCCGGUGGCGGUGGGGCAGGGUGAUGAUACAUUGUUGCCGGGGGAGGUAGAGGGCAGUGAGAGGGUUAGCCAGGCGUGCGGGUCGUGUAAGACGGCCAAGGUGAAGUGUUCUGAGAGAAAGCCGUGCUCGAGGUGUGUUGGGAGGGGCCUUUUGUGUGUAUUUGAGGUGGUGGAUUGUGAGGAUGUAAGGCCGGAGUCGCCAGAGGUCUAUACGCAACCGGGUCUUGGUGCUGAAGAUACAUGUACCCUCGACGAGACGACGCCGGCGGUGGUCGAGGACUUUUCUUUUGGUGCGGAGUGGGACCUCGCGAUGACGGACUUGUCGUACCUCCAGACUCACUUCGAUGCGGCUGAGACGGAUGGUUUGGAGUUCGUCGUGUCUGGUGCGGAGAGGCAAGACGGCAACAACAAUGGCGGUUUGUCUCCGUCGCCCCCGAUGACGCCGGAAGGCCGCGAGACGGUGUCGGUGACGGGGUCGUGGGAGCCGCAGAGUAGUGAGAACAGCGAGAUGGAAAGGGCUCAUCUGGCCGCGGAUGAGGAGAGCUUGAGGACAGGCGGGACGCCGCAGACGCCGGGGACACCAAUCUUUGGCUGUGGUGGUGACGGUAGUUGUAGUGGUGUUGUUCUAUCCCUGUCGGCGGCGGCGCGGAACGCCAUCGUCUGCAUGAUUCUCCACAACACCUCCCGCGCCAACGCCGGGCCCGUUUUGGCUGCUUUCCCGUCGGCGGGUGCCCUUGACGCGCUUUUGGGGGUGUAUGCUCGCGAGUGUUGGGGGGCGUCGGCGGCGAAGCCCGAGAUCAACGACAUGGUGCACCUGCCGACGCUGCGUCUCGAACGCCAGAGGCCAGAGUUAUUGGGUGCCUUGGUUGCUAUGGGGGCCAUCAGGGCCGGGUCGGCAGUGGCGAGGAAAUUCGGAUUUGCUAUGCAGGAGGUUGUGAGAGUGUCUUCUUUUCGCAGCUGGGAGGAGAACAACGCCGACUUUUGCGACAUCAGCCUCUCGCAGGGCUUCUUCCUACAGCAGCACACUGCCUUCUUCAGCGGCGUGCGGCGUAAGGUCGCCUUUGCGGAGGCCUGUUCAGGAUGCAUGCAGAUCCUGAUUAAGAACGGCGGUCAUCUCCACGGGGCGAUGGAGCCCGAUCACGACCGCUAUGAGCUCAGGAAUGUUGUCGGCCUGGAUGAUCGGUCCCUCGAGGAUGUAUGGCACCGGUGGUCUAUCCGCGAGGCGCAGCGGAGGCUUGUCUAUGCGGCGUACAUUAUGGACAGCCACGUCGGCAUGGCACACGGGACCCGAUUCACGUCGAGGUACGAGGACAUGAGGAUUCCGUUUCCUGCGCCGCGGAGGUUGUGGAGAGCGGAGUCAGCGGUGCGGUGGAGGGAGGAGAUGAUCCGUCUACUACCAGGGUCUUGCUCCCCCUCCGCGUCGUCGCUGCCGCCGCCGGCAUUGUCUCUGAGGGAGCUGACGGGUGAUCCGACGCUGAUUGCAAGACCUCAUUACCGCGGUCUGGUUGACGAGAAUUUUGUUACUCUGGGCUUCUAUGCCGGUCUCUGGGUGCUCGUGGAAGAGUGCCGUCAGCUGAGGGCCAUCAGCGCCGGAGGGCGGGCGAGCGGGCAAUGGAGCGCCAUGAUUCUGUCCUCGCGACGGCUGGAGCUCGGUUCGAUGCUGAAGCUCUUUGAGACGUCUUUGAUGGCUGCGGGGUGGGAGAGGUCUCCUGGGGCGGAGGUCAUGUCUGAAGUUCUACAUAUGUACAUCUCGACGUCGCUGGAUGGAUCUGAGCUACGCGAUGUUUCUGUAUCGUCGAUGCCACCGCAGCUGCAGCCGCAGCCGCAGCCGCAACCGAACCACGAUGGGGACUUGAGAAACGGGGUUGAGGGCCCGGAGCACCGGAGUGCGUUGUGGAGAGCAGGGCGGGUCCUUCGCGCCGCGCGGCAUUGCUCGCCCGGGACGCUGUGCGAGGUCUACGUUGUUGCUGUUCGUCAUGCUGCUGUUCUUCUUUGGCGGCAUGGGAGAUUGAUGUCUUUGCGGGGAACUACAACAGCAACAGCAACAGCAACAGCAACAGCGGCGGUGGGGUAUCUCGGGACGGGAUGUGAUGUGAGGGCGUGCGUGGUGUUGGAUGGGGAUGAUGAUGUGCAGGAGUAUCAGGUGCUGAGCAGGAACGUCCGUCUCGCGCUGCGGGGGAUCAGGACCGGGACCGGGACCGGGACGGAAGCGGAGCCUGUGGCGCUUGAGGAUACGGCGGGCACGAUGAGGGUGGUGAAGGGGGUUGUUGAGGGCAAUUGGAGGGGGCUGAGGGUGCCUCCUGGUGUGGAGGAGGUUUGUUGUGUGCUGGAUGGUCUUGCGAAAGUGAAGUAG
Messenger RNA from Colletotrichum orchidophilum, 2571 nucleotides. RefSeq lists its product as uncharacterized. Bases 1 to 2571 code for a protein of 856 amino acids. Gene Ontology annotation, molecular function: DNA binding; DNA-binding transcription factor activity, RNA polymerase II-specific; zinc ion binding. Gene Ontology annotation, biological process: DNA-templated transcription; regulation of DNA-templated transcription. The transcript is spliced from 2 exons. NCBI's taxonomy places the organism in Eukaryota, Fungi, Ascomycota, Sordariomycetes, Glomerellales, Glomerellaceae. The record is from RefSeq and is a predicted model, not a curated record.